Molecule: messenger RNA, 721 nt
Organism: Mirounga angustirostris (Northern elephant seal)
Lineage: Eukaryota; Metazoa; Chordata; Mammalia; Carnivora; Phocidae
Product: TP53-regulated inhibitor of apoptosis 1-like
Exons: 1
Coding region: 1-231 (76 amino acids)
Biological process (GO): phospholipid translocation
Cellular component (GO): nucleus; cytosol; mitochondrial intermembrane space
Molecular function (GO): phosphatidic acid transfer activity
Source: RefSeq, a predicted model, not a curated record
AUGAAUAGCGUAGGGGAGGCCAGCACGGACAUGAAGCGCGAGUACGAUCAGUGCUUCAAUCACUGGUUUGCCGAGAAGUUCCUCAAGGGGGACAGCUCCGGAGACCGGAGCACCGACCUCUUCAAGCGCUAUCAGCAGUGUGUCCAGAAAGCAAUAAAGGAGAAAGAGAUUCCCAUUGAAGGACUGGAAUUCAUGGGCCAUGGCAAAGAAAAGCCUGAAAGCUCUUCUUGACCUUGACAGUCACCUUGAAAAUAGACUCCUCCAAUCAGGAAAUUGAGGACACUGGAUUUCGUCACUUAAGGCUGUGAAAAUAGCCAUCGAUUUGAUGAGUUUAGGAGGGAGGAGUUUUCUUUCCUUCUUGAUUUCCUCUCACUUGUAAAAGAUGAUGAACCAUCACUCUUUGCUAUGAGAUGAUUUCUCACUUGCUCUGGCAUCUUGCAGGAACUCCAUGUGCUUAAACUGAAUGACUUCUUGGGAUUAUGGUUGCAGUACUUGGUCUGGGAUCAGCUUUAAAUAUCCUUUGUAUGUAAAUACUGAUAAACUUGUCAGGAUGAUCAGGGUUGCCUGACCUCUUGAGUUUUGCUGCAAAGGACAUUAGGUACAUUGUACUAGGGUUAUUAUUCAUGGAAACAAUUGGUUACGAUCUCUCUUUUCUCUCAGGGAGCUAAGGCUCUGAAAAGGGAUCCCAGCACAACAGUCUUAAUCAAUGCUUGGGAGCACG